GUUAUUCAUGUAACCUAGCAUUCGAGCCGCGGCGAGCUACUGUGUAUGUGUAUAUUGUAACAUCGAAUUUUGCACUGUCAAACUUCUUAGGCGUGUGUAUUUUAGCCACAGGAUGGAAUUCAAAAGAAAAAAUAGAAAGCUGCUGAACGCAUGUAGCGAAAACCUCGACGUGUUGGGUGACGAUUGUUCACCUGCGGAAGAGUCCUUGUCUGACUACGACGGAGAGGGUGACGAUACUGUACAAGACGUUGAACCCGUCCAGGCUCUGAGUGAGCGAGAACCCAACUCAGAUAACAAGCAUACGUCUGAUGACGAAGCUGUAGAUGUACCAGCAGUUAAUAACGUUGGAGACAAACGUAGUCGGAUUAUCGAGCCUAGCAUACCUGAGGUGCGUGUCUCAACGGCAGAGGAAUCACAUGGUACUGUGAAUGUACCUCAAGGGUUAAUUGCAGAGAGUGAUGCAGAGAGUUCUAAUUAUAGCACACCUGUCCUCGAACGCAAGGACACGGAACGUACACAACAGGAUGAAACACAACAUAGCAGUGAUAUAAUUCCAAAGGAAACCGAACAAGGCAAAGAUAACCACAAUAAUCACAGUGAGAGUGAUGAUAAAAAACACGACAACGAUGGACAUAGGAACAAAGCUGAUGGGCUUCCGAAACAGAGUACAGGCCUGACUGAACAAGAAAAGAGAGUUGUCAAAGAGAUGGUGGAGGAAGCGAACGCCGAAACAAUGGAUGCCAGCAAAUACGUACCAGAGGUUGUGCAGAUACAAUCUCCAGCGCACGUAGCAUCUGAUGCUCCGAUAGUGCCUGUGCAUGUGGAGAGAAGUCCUAUUGGUACUAAGAUCUACGUUGUCCGGCAGGAGGAUGGCGAAGAAUCCCGGUUCGAUAUGAGAGCUGACCGCCUGAUAGUCAAGGACGUAACUCCUCUAGCCCAUGAGAGCACCGAUGCUCUCCCGACACCUUCUAAUUGGGGCUCUCUAGAUAAAGCGAAGGAUAAGGUAAAUGAACUCAUAUAA
Molecule: messenger RNA, 1021 nt
Organism: Sphaeroforma arctica JP610
Lineage: Eukaryota; Ichthyosporea; Ichthyophonida
Exons: 1
Coding region: 113-1021 (302 amino acids)
Source: RefSeq, a predicted model, not a curated record